GGACUAGAGCUUCCGCAUAAAGCUGAGGAAAAGAAAGAGAGAAGACGCACACCGAAGAAAAACACAAGACUCCAUUAUUCUCCUUCUUCUUCUUCGUCUCUUCAAUAAUUUUCUCUGAGACUAGCUUUGAUUCAGCCAUGGCUAAUGCAGCAUCAGGAAUGGCAGUCCAUGAUGACUGCAAGCUGAAAUUUAUGGAGCUGAAGACGAAAAGGACAUAUCGUUUCAUCGUUUACAAGAUUGAGGAGCAGCAGAAACAAGUGGUUGUUGAGAAAAUCGGUGAACCUGCUGAAACCCAUGAGGCCCUUGCAGCAAGUCUUCCAGCUGAUGAAUGCCGCUAUGCCGUUUUUGAUUUUGAUUUUCUCACUGCAGAGGAUGUCCCAAAGAGCCGGAUUUUCUUUGUCGCAUGGUCUCCGGACACAGCAAAAGUGAGAAGCAAGAUGAUCUAUGCGAGCUCUAAGGACAGGUUCAAGAGAGAACUAGACGGAAUUCAGAUCGAGCUUCAGGCAACCGAUCCAACCGAGAUGGAUCUUGAUGUUUUCAAAAGCCGAGCCACUUGAUGAAGAAUUCCCCUGAAAAUCUCGAUUGAAUCAAACUUUUUCGUACUA
This is a messenger RNA of Arabidopsis arenosa, 605 nucleotides long. The record is from the annotation of a GenBank genome assembly. Lineage: Eukaryota; Viridiplantae; Streptophyta; Magnoliopsida; Brassicales; Brassicaceae.